GAAUAACAUAAAAAUCCAUUGUGUCGAACGGAAAACGGUUUCAAAGUCCUUCUUCGCAAAGUGUACUCGAAAGUGUCAUAAAGUAUGCGAUUAUCCUGUAAACAAAGUGUAAAACGCGCAACCGAAAACAGCAGCCAAGGUCUAGAGUGAAAGCCAGAAAGCAAACAACAAACAUAACUCAACGGAUUUAACGACUCUAAAAGCCAUCAUCAGCAGAAGAAGGAGUAUAGAACUACCAGGACCCCAGGCUCACAACUAUAGCAUCCGGAUCUGAGCACAUCGUAUAAUGAUUGCGCAAGUGAGAUGACGCCACUGCAAGUGAGAAGGAUACGUUAGGAGCGCGGCGGCGUUGACUAUGGGAACAGAGGCAUGGGCGUGUGCGCGGACCUUGGGUCUCAUCGAUGGUGUCGGGCACUGAGCCAGAGCCAGAGCCAGAGCCGGCACACCCAGCAUCAGCAACCGAAGAAGCUCCAGUCACAGUCCCAGCUCCAGUUCCAGGAGCAGCAUUCCCAGCUCAGAGAAGGAUCAGCAGGAUCAGCGAUUGACGCGACAACAACGAUUCCCGCUACCGAAACGCUGACGGCAUCGCCAGCGAAAACGGCAGCUUUCACAGUGAAAACAACGAGGAGAAGACGCCGACGAAGGGACAUUCCCAGCUCCAGUCACAGGUUCACCUGCUCCACCGCCCAGGUGCUCCAGUUUGUGCUGGUCACGUUGCUGGCCCUUCUGGCGAAAGAUGCACAGGCGCACAACAUACCAGAAGAUGCCGUUCACAUUACGGCCAUACUUGGCGAGGGCGUCAUCUUCAACUGCCAUGUGGAGUUCCCCAACGACCAUCCCGUGCCAUAUGUCCUGCAGUGGGACAAGAAGGUGAGCGAAACGGGCUCCGAUCUGCCCAUAUACAUCUGGUAUGAGAGCUAUCCGGAGCACAUCGAGGAGGGCUACAAGGGACGCGUGUCCCGCGUGUCGCAGGACUCGCCCUUUGGCUCCGCCUCGCUCAACCUGACCAACAUCCGGGAGUCUGACCAGGGCUGGUACGAGUGCAAGGUCGUCUUCCUCAACCGGGACCCCAAGCAGCACAAGAACGGUACAUGGUUCCACUUAGACGUACAUGCACCGCCGCGCUUUAGUGUUACGCCAGAGGAUAUUAUAUACGUUAAUUUAGGUGAUUCAAUUAUACUCAAUUGCCAGGCCGACGGCACACCAACGCCGGAAAUACUCUGGUACAAGGAUGCCAAUCCCGUUGAUCCCUCACCCACGGUGGGCAUCUUCAACGAUGGCACCGAGCUGCGGAUCUCCACCAUUCGCCACGAGGACAUUGGAGAGUACACUUGCAUUGCACGCAAUGGUGAGGGACAAGUCUCCCAUACGGCCCGUGUUAUAAUCGCGGGCGGCGCUGUAAUCAUGGUGCCACCGACCAACCAAACCAAAAUCGAGGGCGACAAAGUGAUAUUCUCCUGCGAGGCUAAGGCGAUGCCCGGCAAUGUCACGGUGCGCUGGUACCGGGAGGGCUCCCUCGUCCGGGAGGUGGCCGCCCUGGAGACACGCGUCACUAUACGCAAGGACGGUUCCCUCAUCAUCAAUCCCAUCAAGCCGGACGAUUCGGGACAGUAUCUGUGCGAGGUGACCAACGGCAUUGGGGAUCCGCAGAGCGCCUCCGCCUAUCUCAGCGUUGAAUACCCCGCCAAGGUCACUUUUACGCCCACGGUGCAAUAUCUACCCUUUAAGCUGGCCGGCGUGGUCCAGUGCUACAUCAAGUCCAGCCCCCAGCUUCAGUAUGUCACCUGGACAAAGGACAAACGCCUGCUGGAACCCUACCAGAUGAAGGACAUUGUGGUGAUGGCCAAUGGUUCGCUGCUGUUUACCCGCGUGAAUGAGGAGCAUCAGGGUCAGUACUCCUGUACACCCUACAAUGCCCAGGGCACGGCUGGCGCCUCAGGGAUAAUGGAUGUCCUCGUUAGGAAACCGCCCGUCUUCACGGCAGAGCCGGAGACGCUCUACCAGCGGAAGGUGGGCGACAGCGUCGAGAUGCACUGCGACGCCCUCGAGGCGGAGGGCACCGAGCGUCCCACAAUCAAGUGGCAGCGUCAGGAGGGCGAGCAGCUGUCGGAGACGCAACGCAAUCGCAUCAAGAUCUCCGGUGGUAACAUAACGAUCGAGAAUCUGCGACGGGAGGACUUUGGCUACUACCAGUGUGUGGUCUCCAAUGAGGUGGCCACCCUGAUGGCCGUCACCCAGCUGGUGAUCGAGGGCACACAGCCACAUGCCCCAUACAAUAUCACCGGCAAGGCCACCGAGUCCUCCAUCACACUCCAGUGGUUGCCAGGAUAUAGCGGUGGCUCCGAGUACAAGCAGGAUUAUACGAUCUGGUUCAGGGAGGCUGGAGUCAACGACUGGCAGACGAUCUCUGUGACGCCCUCGGGCAGUACUCUGGUGACGAUCAAUGGACUGGCUUCGGGAACCACCUACGAAUUCCAGGUGGUGGGCAGGAAUGUCCUGGGCGAUGGAAUGAUGAGUAAAGUGAUGACCGUGCGCACUCUGGAAGACGCUCCGGCAGCGCCACGUAAUGUCAAGGCUGCAACACAACCGCCCGACUCAUUCUUUCAGCUAAUGCCAGACGAAGCUGGUCCCAAACCUGGCCCCCCGAGGAAUGUGUCCGUGACCGAGGUGUCCAAUGGAUUCCUCAUCACGUGGCAAUCGCCGCUGGAACGGGCGCACAUCGUCAAGUUCUAUACCAUCAAGUAUCGAACGGAUGCCCAGUGGAAGACCCUUAACCGGGGCCAGAUCCGGCCGGAGGAGACACAAUAUCUGGUGAAGAAUCUCGUUGGAGGACGCACCUACUACUUCCGGGUGCUGGCCAACUCGGAGAAGUCGUAUGAGUCCAGCGACGAGGUGAAGUUCCCGGUGCCGGCACGUGUCAAGCACAAGGCGAUUACCGCCGGCGUCGUUGGGGGCAUCCUGUUUUUUAUUGUUGCGAUCAUUUUAUCGGUUUGUGCCGUAAAAAUUUGCAAUAAACGUAAACGACGAAAACAGGAAAAAGAGUUCAACAUGGUAGCUUGCAGGAUAACGGACGCUCGUAACAUUGCCGCCAAUAAUCAUCAUUUGCACAAUCGCAGUACGGGCUCAAUUUCCUCUGGUCAAGUGCCUUUAAAAAACAAUACUGAACAUUACCGUGAUUAUGAAAGCGUUUUUAUAGUUCCAGGUCAUCCUGUCAUAAUCAAAAUCGUACAAACAAACCCGAAUAUCAAGUCUAACCGCCAUACUCAUUGCCAUCUCCAUUGGAUCUGGCCGCCGGAUCGGUGCACCAACUGCCAUUCCAUCUACAGCUCACCGAAUCUCGAGGACGGGGCUGAGGGCGGCCGGCGACGCUCUGUGAGUCGCAUCCAACGCAGCCUCGAUGGACGCUUUGUGCUGGAUGUGGAUGGUUCCAAGCUGGGCUACUCCCAAACCACCCUGGAUGCUGCGGUGGAUGUGGUGGACGGUGGCCUCUUUGAGCGGCGGAACAGCAAUGUCUCACAGAAAUCCUCCAGCGACGAUGGGGGUUUCCUCUCGCGCAGGAACUUUAUCACAGCACGAGCCUCCUGGCGGCGUCCCCUGGUGGCCUCCUCCAGCCAGUUGAGUCUCCAGUCGGCGGCAGACUCGGCCCGAGGCUUCCUUCAGGGUCUGCUCAAGAUCGGGGGCGUGGCCAAGCAGCCCUACUUUGACGAGGCAGCUGUGAGUGGAGCCCGCUAUCAGAAUGUCCUGCGACCCUAUGCCAGCAGCAGUUCCCACAAUCUCUAUGGAAACGCGGAUCGGAGCAGGCCGCUGCACAUCAACACCAUCAGCGGGAGUCUCAGCCAGCAGCAGUACACACCAUCCAGGAUCUCACGCAUCUUUUCCAGCUCCCCGCAGCAGCAGCAGCAUCAGCAUCUGAGCCACCUCCAGCAUCAGCAGCAACAGCAACAUCUUCUGCUCAGCAGCAGUGGGAGUGGCACCUAUCCCACGCACUUUAGCGACCUGAGCACCGUGUAUCCCCACUCUGCUGAACGCUCCACGUCAACGCACAACCUGAGCAGCAGGUAUCGCUAUUACUCCCAGGAGUUGCCCUCUUUGAGAACCAUCCAGGAGGAGACCCGCCGACAGCAGCAGCAGCAGCAGCAACAGCAGCAACACCAUCCCCUCGAGGAGCACUUUGUGCCGCUGCAGCUUCCCUCACCGCCAUCUUGGAGGAGCUACUACCAGGCUCAGGCCCAGCUGCCGUAUCACAGCUAUCGGCCUCGCACUCGCUGGUAUCCGCGGCAUCAUUCGCGUCUCUUUGGCAGCCGCCAGCAGCAUCAGCACGAGCUGCUCUCCCCGCUGCCAGAUCUUAACCUGCCACUGCGCAGCGGUCUCUCCAUGAAUCCUGGCGGCCUGGAGGCCUCACCCGAGUCCCGUUCCAGCUCGAGUGGCUUUGGGUCAAAGAACACCUCCAACCAUCCGGGCAGCACCAGUGAGUGGCGUCUAUUGCCGCCCUACAGGGCCCCACCAUCGCCGCCCAAGCACCUGGGUUACUUUGGUGCCUCACAGCCACCGGGAGGCCAACAGGCUCAGGGACAGACGCCCCAUGCCGCCGCCGCCUACUCCUAUCCGAGGGCCAACACUCCGCCCUAUACAAUGGCCCAUUGGCUGGAGAUGAUCUCAAGACUGAAUGCGGCCACCGAUAGCAACCUGCCCAAGGCCGGCGCCGUCUGUCCCGUGGAUGUGGGCAGCGUGGAUGGUCACUAUGAGUUCGACCCAGCCACGCCCACGCCCAGUGCCUCCAGCAUGCUGCGAGAAGAUCUCAAUCUGCAUAUAGACACGCAGUUGCAUCCAUUCCAUCCCUAUCACCAUCAUCAUCAUCACACACUGGGUCCGCUGAGUGGGAGUCUGUUGCACAGCCACGCCCCCUACUCCAGCUCGGGGGGUAGGGGAGGAGGCAAGGCCAGAUCCCUGCCCCUUCACCUGCCGACGCGAUACGACAACGUGGAGGUGAGGCUUCAGGCCAUGCGGGAGGAGUUCUAUGCCUAUCGCAAGCGCCAGGCCAUGCAGCAAAUGGAGAGCGUCUGUUGAGCCAUUGAAGCGUUUAAUUGGGAUAACCAGGAGCCACUCCCAGGUGCACAUCCGCAAAGCUUUUGUGCUUCAAUUGGCAACGCGUUACCCACAGAGGUAGAGAGUUGGAGGCGACACAUGAUACUCGUAGACACUGGAUCAGGCCCCCGCAUUCGGAGAGGAACUUAAAAAGUUUGGACCCUGCAAGACCCCAUCACCCCAAGUACCCCCAAGAAACAAUUAGUAGAUUUAGAUGGAGAACGAGGAGGGAGAGCUGUGUACAUAUAUUGCAAGGGGAUGCACCAUUCCCACAAGUUUAAGCAUAAUAUUUAAACAAAACUAUAGCAAUUAUAGCAACAUAUUAUUACAGAAAUCGAUAAAUGGAUAUUUAACGAAAGCAAAUGAACAAAUUACCAAUUACAAAUAGAUAUUAUUUAACACUCGUGUUGGAGCAUUAAACAUUAAAUUAACGAAAUCCACAGUGCGUAAGCCUAAAUUAUGUUCAUUACGAAAAACUAAACUAAAACUAAAGUUAAUACGGAAUAUGCUAGACAUUAAGCAUUUAGUUGUUAACAACUAAUAAAGCGCAGAAAACGUAAUUAAAGAAAACAAAAAUGAAAACGAAAAAAACAUAUAGA
Messenger RNA from Drosophila serrata, 5684 nucleotides. RefSeq names its product immunoglobulin superfamily member turtle (gene tutl). Gene Ontology annotation, molecular function: cell-cell adhesion mediator activity. NCBI's taxonomy places the organism in Eukaryota, Metazoa, Arthropoda, Insecta, Diptera, Drosophilidae. Gene Ontology annotation, biological process: axon guidance; homophilic cell-cell adhesion; dendrite self-avoidance. The record is from RefSeq and is a predicted model, not a curated record. Gene Ontology annotation, cellular component: plasma membrane; axon.